ACACACACACACACACACACAGCGGACUAGAAGUUGACAGAAAACAUGUCUGCUGGAGAAAGUUUGGAGGAUCGAUUUGAAAAAAUCGAUGUCAUGCUAAAGGAUCCUAAAUCUGAAGUCAAUACAGAUUGUUUACUGGAUGGUUUGGAUGCUUUGGUUUACGACUUGGAUUUUCCCGCUUUGAGGAAAAACAAAAGCAUUGACAACUUCUUGAAUAGAUAUAAAGACACAAUUAGUAAAAUAAGAGAUCUGCGCAUGAAGGCAGAAGAUUAUGAAGUGGUUAAAGUCAUUGGAAGAGGUGCCUUUGGUGAAGUUCAGUUGGUGAGACACAAGGCUACGAGAAAAGUGUAUGCAAUGAAACUCCUCAGCAAAUUUGAAAUGAUCAAGAGGUCAGAUUCUGCAUUCUUCUGGGAAGAGAGAGACAUCAUGGCCUUUGCUAACAGUCCCCGGGUAGUUCAGCUGUUCUAUGCGUUUCAAGAUAGCCGCUAUCUCUACAUGGUGAUGGAGUACAUGCCCGGGGGAGACCUUGUCAAUCUGAUGAGUAAUUAUGACAUGCCUGAGAAGUGGGCCAGGUUUUACACUGCUGAAGUUGUCCUUGCGUUGGACGGAAUACAUUCUAUGGGUUUUAUUCACAGAGAUGUGAAGCCAGAUAACAUGUUACUUGACAAAGCUGGGCACCUGAAACUAGCUGACUUUGGUACAUGUAUGAAGAUGAAUAAGGAUGGUAUGGUACGAUGUGAUACGGCAGUGGGAACGCCUGACUACAUUUCUCCGGAGGUACUGAAAUCACAGGGCGGAGACGGGUAUUACGGCAGGGAAUGUGACUGGUGGUCAGUUGGAGUCUUCUUGUAUGAAAUGCUCGUAGGUGACACGCCCUUCUAUGCAGACUCGCUGGUGGGAACAUACAGUAAAAUUAUGAACCACAAGAAUGCCCUGACAUUCCCUGACGACAGCGAUAUCUCGAAAGAUGCUAAAAACCUUAUAUGCGCCUUCCUGACUGGCAGGGAGGUGCGGUUAGGCCGCAAUGGAGUGGAAGAAAUCAAGCAGCACCCGUUCUUUAAGAAUGAUCAGUGGACAUGGGAGAAUAUUAGAGAAACUGCAGCCCCUGUUGUGCCUGAGCUGAGCAGUGACAUUGACACUAGCAACUUUGAUGAUAUUGAGGAGGAUAAGGGCGACGAGGAAACCUUUCCUAUACCGAAAGCUUUCGUCGGCAACCAGCUACCUUUCGUGGGGUUUACGUACUACAGCAGUCAUCAGUUUGGACCUGGCUCAGGUACGAGGACAAGUGACAAAAGAAGCAGUUCUGACACCAUAGAUAAAAGCCAUCUUGAAACAUUGCAAAAAAGAGUGUAUCAACUGGAAGAGCAGCUCAAUAAUGAAAUGCAGCAGAAGGACGAAAUGGAGCAGAAGUGCAGGGCUUCCAACACAAAACUGGACAAGAUUAUGAAGGAGCUGGAUGAUGAGGCAAACCAGAGAAAGGCUGUGGAGUCCACUGUAUCACAGCUUGAAAAGGAAAAAAUUCUGGCACAGCACAGAGCCAAUGAAUACCAAAGAAAGGCUGACCAGGAAGCUGAAAAAAGGCGGAAUCUAGAAAAUGAGGUGUCUACUUUAAAAGAGCAGCUGGAAGACAUGAGGAAAAUUAGCCAAAACUCUCAGAUUUCAAACGACAAGAUAAUACAGCUACAAAAGCAAUUGGAGGAAGCCAAUGAUUUGCUGAGGGUCGAAUCGGACACGGCUGUGAGGCUCCGAAAGAGCCAGACAGAGAUGUCAAAGUCAAUGAGCCAGUUGGAGACAGUCAACAGGGACCUGCAGGAGAGGAGCCGCUCACUGGAGAACUCCAAACUGCAGCUGGAGAAGGAACUGUUCCAGUUACAGGCAGCUCUGGAAUCGGAGCAGAGAAAUUGGAGCCACGGGUCCGAAGAGAUCCGAGAACAACAGGCACGGAUAAGUGUUUUACAAGAAGACAUCAAGAACUUAAAGCUCAUCCUUUCAAAAGUGGAAACAGAGAAGAAACAGACACAAGAGAGAAGCAAUCAUUUGGAAAAGGAAAAGAACAACCUUGAAAUAGACCUGAACUACAAACUGACAACAUUGCAGCAGCGGCUAGAACAGGAGAUGAUGGAGCACAGGUUGACCAAGGCACAGCUGACCGACAAAUCAAUGGAAGAGGCAAAGUCGGUUGCAAUGCACGCGAUGGAGCAGAAAGUGUCGGAGGAGAGUUCUGCGCGGCUGAAAGCUCAGAAUCGGGUGGUGGAGGUGGAGAAGCAGUGCUCUAUGCUGGAGUUUGACUUGAAGGAGUCAUUGCAGAAAAUAGAGCAGGUCAUGAAGCAGAAAGAAAGGCUGGAAGAUGAGAUCCGGCACCUGAACGUUCAGCUGGAUCACGAGAAGAACAAGCGAGUGCAGGCACAGAGCGAGCUGAAGUCAAGGGAGGUGGAAGUGGACAAAGUCAAGGGUUCUGAGAAGCAGCUCAAACAGGAGAUCAACACGCUGCUGGAGGCCAAGAGAUCAUUAGAAUUCCAAUUGACACAGCUCACCAAGCAGUAUCGAGGAAACGAGGGGCAGAUGCGUGAACUACAGGAUCAGCUAGAAGCUGAACAGUAUUUUUCAACACUAUACAAGACUCAAGUCAAAGAGCUGAAGGAGGAAAUUGAAGAGAAGAAUAGGAAAAACCAGGAGAUCCAGAAGAAGGUGAACGAGCUAAAUAGUGAAAGAGACUCCCUCUCUGCGCAGCUGGAUCUGACCAUUACGAAAGCGGAGUCAGAGCAGCUGGCCCGGGCGCUGCAGGAGGAGCAGUACUUCGAGCUCAGCCAGGAGAGCAAGAAGGCAGCGGCGCGGCAGAAGCAGGAGAUCAGCGAGAAAGACAAUACCAUAGCCCUGCUUGAAGAGUCAAAUAAAACUUUGACCAAGGAUGUUGAGAACCUUUCAAAGGAAAAAGCAGAGCUUGUUGAGAGGUUAAGGGAACAGGAAGGUUUCACAUCCCGGAGUGAAGAGGAAAUAAAUGCCAUUAAAUCCCAUUACGAGAAGACCCUGAACACAGAGCGUACCCUCAAAACACAGGCGGUGAACAAACUGGCUGAGAUCUUGAACCGCAAGGACAUGAAACUGGACAGGAAGAAGGCCAGCACAGCGGACCUGCGGAAGAAGGAGAAGGAGAACAGGAAGUUGCAGUUGGACCUCAACCAGGAGAAGGAGAAGUUCAACCAAAUGGCUGUCAAAUACCAGAAGGAGCUGAAUGAGAUGCAAGCGCAACUGGCAGAGGAAAGCACCUACCGCACAGAGCUUCAAAUGCAGUUAGACAGUAAAGAAAGUGACAUUGAACAGCUGCAGGAGAAAGUGAACGACCUGCAGCUGAGAAUGGACACGUCCAGCGUAGCCAGUCUUCAGCCGGACGACAUUGAUGGGAACUUCGCAGACUCGAGGCUGGAAGGAUGGCUGUCAAUACCUAACAGAACCAAUAUAAAAAGAUAUGGUUGGAAGAAACAAUACGUAGUGGUGAGCAGUAAAAAGAUUCUGUUUUACAACGAUGAGCAGAAUAAAGAACAAUCAAACCCAUCUAUGGUACUAGACAUAGACAAAUUGUUCCACGUGCGGCCAGUCACACAAGGAGAUGUGUACAGGGCAGAAACUGAUGAAAUUCCCAGGAUAUUUCAGAUCCUGUAUGCCAACGAAGGGGAGUGUAGGAAAGAAGCAGAUUUGGAAUCGGUACCUCUAGGUGAUAAAAACUGCUUGGCUCACAAGGGCCAUGAGUUUAUUCCCACGCUGUACCACUUCCCUACAAACUGUGAGGCCUGUGCCAAGCCCCUUUGGCAUGUCUUCAAGCCUCCUCCGGCACUGGAGUGUAGGCGUUGCCAUGUGAAGUGCCACAAGGAUCACUUGGACAGGAAGGAAGACUUGAUUGCUCCUUGUAAAGUGAACUACGACGUUACCACAGCAAGGGAUAUGUUACUGCUGGCCUUGUCCCAGGACGAGCAGAAGAAAUGGAUUGGUCAUCUAGGGAAGAAGAUCCCCAAGACCCCACCGUCAACGUUUGUGCGGGCCUCCCCUCGGACCCUGUCCACUAGAUCUGUUGUAGCAAACCAGUCCUUCCGCAAACCUCCUAAAAACACAGCAGGCAAACCAAGCUAACUGUGUGCACCGUUGGACUUUUAAAAUUAGGUUUCACAAGAAACUGAGCUUCAGUUACCACAAAAGAGCAGGAUAAUGGACUCCCCUAACAACACCUAAUAUCAUGGGGUACAGUGUUUGGAAGACCUGCCUCCUCUAGCACAACCACCACCUCUUCCUCUUCCUUCACGGCUCUGCCUGGAGCCCGGAGAGCUGCCAGCCAUCCCCACGGGUUUGCCUGCAUCUAGACUAGAUUAUCAAGCAAAGACAUAUUAAAGCAGUUCUCUUUCAUAGGAUUUUAAUUUUCUUACAUGCUGCUUUUUUGUUUUUUGGAAGGGAAGUGCCUCUCAGUUGUAGGUGCACUUUGACUUUCUUCGUAUCAGCAGUUUUAUUGGAUAGGUUUUUAAAUGUUUGAAUGGGUGAAGGUGGGGGUGCAAGUAAGCAGGAGCUGCUGGAAAACCUUGAGAAAGCAGUUAUGUGAAGACAGACUUUUUUGGGGAGCAGUGCUGUACAAACUUGAACUUUUGUGAUGCCUUCACUGUAGUGUACUUCCAGCCUUCAUGCUAUCAACCCAUCAGCUUUGAAAAGAGUUUACUUUUUUGCAGAAUGCUUUAAAAUUACUGUGUCAUGUUUUACUAAAAUAUGCUUUGUGAAGCAGGGGGGAGGGAGCAUGCAGGAGUGAACAGAUUAUCAUUUUAAUCUAUGCAUUUUGUUUUAUUUUGUUUUGCACCAAGCCAUACUCAUUAGGAGAGUAAAAAAGAACCAUUGAGUGUUUUGGGUGCAUCAUUUCUGUAUUUUAUUAUUAUUGUUAUUAUUAUUAGUAUUGUAAUGUAUUGCCUUAAAAUGAUUUAUCGUACGUGGUUGAAAAAAAUAAGUUAACAAAAGAAAAUGUAAAAAAAAACAAAAAAAAACUGCACUGUUUGAAAUGUAAAUUAUUAUUAGAACACUGAACAGGAGUAGAAUUUGGCCUAUUUAGUGCCUUAACAUUGGAUAACUAUUUUACUGCCAUAUUGUUUUUGAAAACUGAAAAUUACAUAACAACGUUCUCCUUAUUUUCAUUUCACUUUGAUUUUAUCCAACUUUUACAUGCAUUUAUUUUCUUUUGUAGACUUGAAGUGUUUUCAUAAAUGCAAUUCAAUCUACCAAUGAACUACCUGUUAUGAGUGAGUCAUAGGAAACAAAACUAGGAACUGUUGCAGUGGGGUCGAGCUGCAGAAAGCAAUUAAAUGCUACUCUUUAGUCUUUGUUACACUUACAGUGUGUUAUUACACAGUGUAACAUUUAUUAUUAUUAUUAUUUUUUUUUUGUUCCUGGGUAGUAAUUGUUAUUUCCUAAUUGC
Molecule: messenger RNA, 5443 nt
Organism: Polyodon spathula (Mississippi paddlefish)
Lineage: Eukaryota; Metazoa; Chordata; Actinopteri; Acipenseriformes; Polyodontidae
Gene: rock1
Product: Rho-associated, coiled-coil containing protein kinase 1
Exons: 33
Coding region: 46-4125 (1359 amino acids)
Biological process (GO): regulation of cell junction assembly; embryonic morphogenesis; mitotic cytokinesis
Cellular component (GO): cytoskeleton; cytoplasm
Molecular function (GO): Rho-dependent protein serine/threonine kinase activity; small GTPase binding; ATP binding
Source: RefSeq, a predicted model, not a curated record